Molecule: messenger RNA, 2067 nt
Organism: Leptopilina boulardi
Lineage: Eukaryota; Metazoa; Arthropoda; Insecta; Hymenoptera; Figitidae
Gene: Snx1
Product: sorting nexin-2
Exons: 7
Coding region: 158-1681 (507 amino acids)
Biological process (GO): early endosome to Golgi transport
Cellular component (GO): endosome membrane; endosome
Molecular function (GO): phosphatidylinositol binding
Source: RefSeq, a predicted model, not a curated record
UUUUUAAUUUUCGAUCAUUUUAAAAAAAGGCGGCAAUAAAAAUGUCCAUCAAUCUGAUUGGAUAACAUUUUUACUUGCGGUUUGACCGAACCUUAAUUGUUUGUGGAUCAUGAUUAAGGGGGCGAUCCUCAAAUUUUGACAUAUUUAGAAAUAAAAGAUGGACGUCCAUAAAGAACCUCCGCCGUUAUUCGAUGAUAUUAAAAACGAUACAAAGGAUUUAGAUGACGAUAAUGAUGACAUUUUUGCGUCUGCCAUACAGGAUCAUUCAUUUAUGGAAAAAUCAUCAUCUCCAUUUAAUGGAGUUUCGUCAGUACAAUCAGAAUUACCAAAAUUAUCAUUGAAAGAUACAGUUGAGGAAAAUUCAUUUUCUACAGUUUCGAGUCCUGCUCCAGGACCUUUAAGUCCCCUUAUGGGAAAAGAUAUGGAUGAACUUCAAGAUAUUCCAAUUAAUGAUAAUGAGGAGAAAAAAUCAAAUCUACAAUCUCAAAGUCAAGAUGAGACUCCAACAGAAUCGUCGGAAACAUUUUUGAAAAUAACUGUGACUUCACCACAAAAAGUUGGCGAGGGAAUGGGUGCCUAUGUUGCCUAUCGUGUUGAGACAAAAACAAAUAUGCCUAUUUUUCGAAGUCGCAAUUUCACUGUAGUUAGACGAUUUAGUGAUUUUCUUGGACUCCAUGAUAAAUUAACUGUGAAAUAUCUUAGAAAUGGAAGAAUUAUUCCACCUGCUCCAGAAAAAAGUGUCAUUGGUAUGACAAAAAUAAAAAUGUCCGGUGACAAGAAUCAGGAAACAAAUUCAAGUUCAACUGAAUUUAUCGAACGUCGAAGAUCAGCUUUAGAAAGAUAUUUGAAUCGAACAGCCGCACAUCCAAUGCUUGGAGUUGAUCCCGAUUUCAUUGCAUUUUUAAAGACCGAUAUGGAAUUGCCAAAAUCAACAAAUACUUCCGCAUUAAGUGGAGCUGGAGUGAUGAGGCUAUUCAAUAAAGUUGGAGAAACAGUGAAUAAAAUUGCUUACAAAAUGGACGAAAGUGAUGGGUGGUUUGAGGAAAGAACAUCACAAAUCGAUUCAUUGGACACACAAUUAAGAGCUUUACAUUCCGCUGUUGAAACAUUGACAUAUCAAAGGCGAGAAUUGUCAAAUUGCACUGGUGCAACGGCAAAAGCAAUCGCUGUUCUUGGACAUGGUGAACAAGAAGCCGCCCUUGGAAGAGCAUUGGCACAAUUAGCUGAGACAUUGGAGAAAAUUGAAGUCGUAAGAAAAGCACAAAGUAACAGUGAUCUCUAUCAAUUUGGCGAAAUGUUACGUGAAUAUGUUACACUUAUUACAGCAAUAAAGGAAGUAUUUCAUGAACGAGUGAAAGUUUUUCAAAAUUGGCAACACGCACAAAUGAUGUUAAAUAAAAAACGUGAACAAAAAGCACGUCUUGAACAAGCGGGUCGAAAUGAUAAAACAAGUCAAGCAGCGACCGAAGUCAUUGAAUGGGAAUCAAAAGUUGAACGUGGUCAAGAGGAAUUUGAUAAAAUUUCACAAAUGAUAAAAAAAGAAGUCGAGCGAUUUGAAUUAAUAAGAGUUGAAGAUUUCAAAAAACAAUUAAUACAAUAUUUGGAGAAUAUGUUGAAACAUCAAAAUCAAUUAAUUCAACAUUGGGAGAGUUUUUUACCUGAAGCACGUGCCGUCGCGUGAAUAUUCCAUUUUUUUCUAGUUUCUAAGAGAAUAUUUUUUAUCAAAAAAAAAGUUUUACUAAUAUUAUGUACGUGUAUAAAAGAUCAAAGUCGUGCAAUGUGGAAAAAUAAGAUAAGAAUCGAGAGAGAAAAAAGUGUAUAUUUGUCAUUCCUGAGAAUAUUGAUAUUUAAUUGAAUUUACAUCCAAUAAAUUUAAUAUAGUUUUUUUUUAAAUCAAGCAUUUAUUCUGUCAAUUUCGUUCUGAAUUAAAGAAAAGAGACGAAAACAUGUAUUCUACAAGGUCUAAGUAUCAAAUCUUUUUCUUGAUAUGUAUUAUAUUAUCAAUUAUUAUCACUGUAUCUUUUAGAAAUUGUUAUUGGACAAUAAAAUCAGUUAUGCAAAAACUAA